AUUUGUUCACUUUUCUUCUAGUCUUACUUACUCAUGAAAGGCAGCAUUGAGAAGGGCACUGUAGUCAGGGUUCCUGCUCAAUACGUUUCGUAUUCACAUACUGUCUUUGCCUAUUCUGCUUUCUUUAUUGCACUUAUAAUUGGGUGUUAUACACACUAUUAUAAAAUUGUACAGAAUGAAUACUUUGGGUUUCCUCAGGAAUGGCUUCCAAGUGUCAGUGCGACCACUGGCGAUCGAUAUCCUGCAAGAGCAUUAUUUCAAAUCUUGAUUGCCUUGACUUCAGGGCCUCGAUUUGUACUUGUCGGUCUAUGGUAUCUGUAUACGACUGUUUCUAUCAGAACAUCCACCUUGUUCUUUGGCAAAUUUUUGUUCUUGGUGGGUAUGGUACGUACUGUUGCUUGUGGUGGCUGGGUCUAUAUCACUUCAACAGACGAUCAUCAGACACAUGAUGUGGCCAUGACAAUCUAUCUUUUAUGCACUUUACCUUGGCAAUUAGGCGUUUUAUAUACUUGUUCGAAUACAGAUACAGUAGCUAUCAAACGAAGAAGGAUGUUGACCAUGACUUUCUUUGGCACAUUGCCUCCUAUGAUUUAUUUCUUUCUUCAACACAAGGUGUAUCGUGUCCCUGGAGCAUAUACUAUUUAUGCGUUCUUUGAAUGGUCUUUGAUCAUUUACGAUGUUGCAUUUGAUGCAGUCACAGCCUUUGAUUUCAAACGACUUGAACUUCAGAUCAUUCAACGUAAAAGCAAGCAUGAAAUGGCAGUAUAAAGCGUUUAUUAGAAAUAAAGAAAGACAAAAAUAAAAGGUAUAUUACAAUCUAAAGCGAAAAUCUAGGCGAUCAGAGCCAACA
This is a messenger RNA of Gilbertella persicaria, 850 nucleotides long. RefSeq names its product Frag1/DRAM/Sfk1. Gene Ontology annotation, cellular component: Golgi membrane; endoplasmic reticulum membrane. NCBI's taxonomy places the organism in Eukaryota, Fungi, Mucoromycota, Mucoromycetes, Mucorales, Choanephoraceae. The record is from RefSeq and is a predicted model, not a curated record. Gene Ontology annotation, biological process: GPI anchor biosynthetic process. The coding region runs from base 34 to 768 and encodes 244 amino acids. The transcript is spliced from 5 exons.